AUGUCUGCAAGCUCUUCUCAAAGCAGCAACCUUUCAGCAUCACCCGCAGCGUUAUUCUUGUCCGCCUUCAGCAGCCCAACGGCGACCUAUGCUCCUUUACCAGACGAUGAGGGCCAAGUCGUUGCCGGCUACACUCUUGGCGCAAUCAUUGGCCACGGAGCUUCUUCUAUCAUACGGCGAGCGUCCUCACCUACUGGCGGCGUCGUAGCUGUGAAGAUCGUUCGCCGCUCGGAUCUUGUCAAGGCUGGAAACGCUCCACAAGCACGCAAACGUCUGCAGCAUGAAGCGUCUAUCUGGUCCUCUCUGAGCCAUGAACACAUCCUGCCUCUCUUCUCUGUCGUUCAUACUUCCUACGCUGAUUAUUUUGUCACCUUGUUAUGUCCUGCUGGGUCGCUUUUCGAUAUUUUGAAGCGAGAUGGGCGGCUGGCGCUACCACAGGAUGAUGCAGGGAUGAUGUUCAGGCAGGUAGUGAGAGGUUUGCGAUACUUGCAUGAAGUUGCGAUGUUCGUCCAUAGGGACAUGAAACUAGAGAAUGUGCUGGUGGAUGAGAUGGGUGUGUGCAGAAUCGGUGAUUUUGGAAUGACAAGGAAGAUUGGUGAGAUCGAUGAAGACGAUCAACUCCAGGCCGAGCAACACGACACUCCUCCUGACAAUUUGCACCACCCUGCCGUUCAUCGUGCUGUGUCUCUAGCUCUCCCAUCCUCAAAGCGAAGGACAAGUUUCCAGUUACAUCAAGUAGCACGCCAUAGCAGCACUCGUCAUCGUAAUUCCACAUCUAACAUCGAUCCUGCACAUGUAUUCCAGCCAGGGUCCCUUCCCUAUGCACCUCCCGAGCUUCUCCUUCCUCAAACGGCAGAUGCCAUGCGACCCCAUCCAUGUCAGGAUAUCUGGGCGCUCGGCGUUAUGCUUUACACUUUGCUAACAGGACGGUUGCCCUUUUCGGAUUCAUUUGAGCCUCGCCUUCAAAUGAAAAUACUAAACGGUGAAUACGAAGUCCCCACAGAUAUAGGUCGGGGCGCCGAGCGAAUUUUGAAAGGCUGCCUCGAGCGCCAGAUCUCAAACAGAUGGACUAUUGCCAUGGUCGACGAAAUAGCAUGGGGUGUCGGUUGGGGCGCAGAAGGUGACGACGCCACCCACGGCGAGUCAGACGAUGAUCUGGAGUUGCAAUGCGGAAGAGCAUCAGCUUCACAAUCUCGUUCUCACUCUCGUCCUGCAGAACUUUCUAUUCCUGAUAUCUCUGACUGGCAGCACGAAGAACCAAGGUCAAGGCCAGCGCUUGAUGCUGCUUCACGACGGUCCUCCUCUAGGGCCAAGCGUUCGCAGUCGAGGGCGCCCAUCGUGACCUCGUCUGCGAGGGCGUCUAAUCGAAGCAUGUCACGGCAUUCUCGAGCCCCAUCACCAUCUCACAUUUCCAUCAGCACCUCUAUCUUGAACCUUUCUUCGACCACUUCAUCUCCAUUCUCGAGUUCACCGUCGUCAGCAGUUUCGUCAGCAGUUGAGCGCGGACGAAAGCCUAACAAAUCCCACACCUUUGCCUCACGUUCACCAAGUCCCAGCAUCGUGCCUACGACGCCGGCGGACAUCGAAUCCCUCUUCCAUCCCCCAACAGUUCUCGAGCAACCCGAUGAGCUCGACUUAGAUUCACCCAGAGAUAACGGUCGGAGCUUAAGAUCUAUCCGACACGGAGAUUUGUACUCUGCCGUACACCAGAGGGAAGAUACGCGCGACGUCCCGUCUGAUUGGUCGGCGGAAUUGGGCAAGAAGCCGAUACCAGAAGAUCAGGUGUCGCUCUCGUCAAACGGGCAUGAUGAACUUAACCAUCAUGCCCGCCGAAGCGCAAGGUCGUCACGUAACUCCAGCCUGGCUCCGUCUCGACGGAAACGUCCCGCCAGUGCACAACCCCCCUCCUCCACCAAAAGUUGGGCAAUAGAUCAGGAAAGGGUUAUCGCGGCUCCACUCGUUCAGAAACAUUCUGUGGAAUCUUUCUUGAAACAUUUUAGGGGACUGCCGGCAUCUGGCCGUGUUAAUCGUGGCAGAAGCAUGGAUCGUGAAUGA
Molecule: messenger RNA, 2055 nt
Organism: Laccaria bicolor S238N-H82
Lineage: Eukaryota; Fungi; Basidiomycota; Agaricomycetes; Agaricales; Hydnangiaceae
Exons: 2
Coding region: 1-2055 (684 amino acids)
Biological process (GO): intracellular signal transduction; protein phosphorylation; microtubule cytoskeleton organization
Cellular component (GO): cytoplasm
Molecular function (GO): tau-protein kinase activity; ATP binding; protein serine/threonine kinase activity
Source: RefSeq, a predicted model, not a curated record